AUGACAUAUUUUAGUAAGAGACGAAAUUAUAGAGUCAAAGAUCCUCUUUCGCACGCGCUCCCUCCUCCUCCUGAAACCCUCCUCCCUUCCUCUCACAGAGCCUCAACUGGUGGACCCCACCCCUCUCCCUCCCAAACUCGCCUCCGGCAGCCUCCUCUAUCACCAAAAUUGGCGCUCCCCUCUCCCUCCUCCAACUCGCUCUCCCCCGUCGGUUUAUACAACCGUGCCUCCUCCGACCCCCUCGACCCUCAUGUGCUCUUCAACCUCUUCGAUGACUGCAUGGCCUCGCACCGGUGGACCGAGGUCAAGUGCCUCUUCCAGACCUGGGUCCGCGCCCUCAACAAGAAUGGCAAACCCAACAGCCCCAACGUCAACCUCUUCAACCACUACCUUCGUGCCAACCUUAUGCUUGACGCCUCCGCCACCAACCUCCUCGACCUCGUUGCGCAGAUGGAUGAGUUCUGUGUCCAGCACAACACGACGUCGUUUAACCUCGUUUUCUCAAAGCCAUGUGCCAGGCCAACGAAAUCAUCGCCGCUGAUAAAUUACUCGUUGAAAUGGAAUAAUGGAGUUCUUUAG
This is a messenger RNA of Sphenostylis stenocarpa, 579 nucleotides long. The record is from the annotation of a GenBank genome assembly. Lineage: Eukaryota; Viridiplantae; Streptophyta; Magnoliopsida; Fabales; Fabaceae.